CUUCGAGCACGCUUUCUAUUUUCUUCUGGAAAAUAGCCUUUUUUCUCUUUUUUUUCUUGGGUUUUACGUUUCUGCAGCUUUAUCAAAGGUACUUCAUCCAUGUCGUCGGAGUCCUCUUCAUUCCUAGAAACACCCAUUACAUUUGGGUGAAUUUCAGCUAGACUUUCAUCUCCUGAUGAAGAAUUCUCAUUGGCAAUAAUGCUUUCCCAAUCAAUCCUGUUUUUCGAGGAAACAGACUCAUCUUCAUUUUGGCUAGUGGAGUCUUUGCAUUGCAUUCCUCCUCCGUGAUAAGCAAGCAAACAGAAUUUGUAUAACUAAAAAAAAAAAACAAAAAAAAACGAAGUGUAUGAAUCAAUAUUUAGGUGGCAUACAACGGUGAAGAGCCUUCCAACCAAAACAUUCGCAAAGUUAUAUAGUUUUCGAAGGCAGAAAAAUCUGUACGAAUAUAGAAAUUAAAUAUUAAAUGUCUCUAAUUUUUGAGAACCCUCAAAUCCUCAUUCCGCCAAAAGGUCGCGAAGUUAUAUGUUUUGCCUCUGGGAUGAGUUGACCUUUCCAUCUACCAACACCUUAGAACAAGGGAGGCAAAAUGUCAUUUUACGACGAAAUUGAGUUGGAAGAUUUCACUUUUGACGCUGACUUCAAUUUGUAUACUUUUCCUUGUCCUUGUGGAGAUCGCUUCGAAAUCAGUUUGGAUGACCUUCGUUCAGGAGAAGACGUAGCUCGUUGUCCCAGCUGCAGCUUGAUUGUCCGCGUUAUUUACGACGAGGACGAGUUUAUGGAAGUAGAAGAAAAUCCAUCUGCUCCUGUCAUCAUUGCUGCUUAAGCGAAUUCAAUUGGUUUUCUGCUUUGACAUAUUUAUUUGCAGAUUGUGAUUGUUUACUGUUGAUGAAUGAACUUUGCUUUAGGGGAAAUCCCUUUUCAUAAAACAUUAGGAGGAAACAAAGUUUUUCUACAGGAAUGAAAACAUAUAACUUUAAUGAACGGGUUAUAAAAAUAUCCUUUUCAAUGGAUGGGUUCUAUAUCAGGAUUAUAUCUGGGGAAAAAAAAGCUGCUUCUAUCAAUAAGAAGUUUUUAACGAUGCCGACAGUCAGCAUACCUAACCAAGUUGCUUCGACCAUCAAGCCUUCGGCUUGAAAUCUGACAAAGAAAUGAGCCCACUUAUUUUGUUGGUUUGCCCUGGCAUUUAGGAAUAUGGAUUUAUAUCACUCUACAGAUCGAUCCAUUGCUACAUGGUUGAUGAAUUGCUUCCCAAUUUGGUGGUUUUUUGUAUAAUAAAAUUUUUUUUGUUUCUUUUUUAUUUUCCAGAAUUGCCUUGAUUACUAUUGCAUAUCUCAUAAAUAUCUUUGUGAUUUUAUUUUUGAAAACCAG
Molecule: messenger RNA, 1368 nt
Organism: Schizosaccharomyces cryophilus OY26
Lineage: Eukaryota; Fungi; Ascomycota; Schizosaccharomycetes; Schizosaccharomycetales; Schizosaccharomycetaceae
Product: diphthamide biosynthesis protein Dph3
Exons: 3
Coding region: 587-823 (78 amino acids)
Biological process (GO): protein histidyl modification to diphthamide
Molecular function (GO): metal ion binding
Source: RefSeq, a predicted model, not a curated record